GCCCUCGUGCCGCCGCCGAUGCUUGAGGUAUUUUAAAAACGGAUCGGAAAGCCAAAAUCUGCAUGUUCUUCUCACUUUGUUCUCUUUCCCACCUUACACAAUGACGGUUCAAGAUCUUGCAGUUUUUGAUUUCGACUGGUCCCUAAUUGAGGCUGAUAGCGAUGCUACUGUUUGCAAACACUUUUGUCCUAACAAGUGGGCUUCGUUGCCACCUUCCGCACAAAGAAUGCAGUGGACGGAUUUAAUAGAUCAAACGCUGUGUGAAAUACAGGAUGGUGGUAGCUCAAUCGAUGAUAUCGAAAAAGUGCUGCAGAGGGUACCAAUGGUUCCAUCUGCCCUGGAGCUACUCGAGUCCCUUCGAGCAAGCAAUACACGUGUCCUUAUCCUGUCAGAUGCCAAUACGUUUUUCAUAGACGUUAUCUUGCGUGCCCACGGUGUCCGUGAUCUUGUUUCUGACAUCAUUACGAAUCCCGCAUAUACGGAUGAUCAAGGCAGGCUGCGUAUCAACAGACGGAUUCUGUCAACUGAAGCGCCACAUAAUUGUCCCAACACAUGCACGGUUAAUAUUUGUAAAGGCCAAGAACUGGAUCGGUACAUUGCUACCCAUGGUCCUUUCCGAAGGAUCAUGUAUGUUGGUGAUGGAAUGAAUGACUAUUGCCCUGGAUUGCGUCUGAAGCACACCGAUUUAUACUUUGUUCGUAACGGGAAGCAGUUGGCCAGGGCGCUGACAACAAAACCAGAGGUUGCGGGCAGACUCUUGGUCCAAGUGACAUAUUGGAAGGAUCAUGCAGUUAUUGUUGAAACUGUCGCUAAACCUGCUGCAGUGCCCUCAUUGUGAUGAGUCAGUCCAGUAGUACCUUUAGAAACGCCCCAACGCACCUCACACCCGCUGUCCGCUUAUAAAUAGAUACUUUAGAUAUACACAAUCACAUAUUUUAUAAACUUUAGCGGAUUUGGAGAUGUUGCAGUGUAGGAUCUAGUUUAAUAACAAGAAAUUAUCCA
This is a messenger RNA of Zychaea mexicana, 1002 nucleotides long. RefSeq names its product phosphatase phospho-type. Bases 101 to 838 code for a protein of 245 amino acids. NCBI's taxonomy places the organism in Eukaryota, Fungi, Mucoromycota, Mucoromycetes, Mucorales, Lichtheimiaceae. The record is from RefSeq and is a predicted model, not a curated record. Gene Ontology annotation, molecular function: phosphatase activity. The transcript has 7 exons.